GCUCAAUGUGCUCAAUUUCGUGUGACGACACGACACACGGCAGUCCGGGUGUCAGAUAAAUUGUUUUGAAAAUCCAAGAAAUAUGCUGAAAAAUAUAUGGAACUUCCGGCUAAAUAAACUUGUGCCAGUACUCAAAUGCAAUAAAUUGCAUUUGUCUGUUCGCUCAGUAUCCAGCGAUGAGUCGUCCAAGAACACCCAAAAUCGCCAAAAUCGGUCACUACCACCUCUGAUGGAUUUUCCUGAACUUGUAUGGCCAACUGUGUUCAAAUCAAUGCGAAACUGGAUUCUGGUCAACUUUAUCAUCCGUCCUUAUAUCGACAAGGAAUUCAACAUGCCAGAUUUUGUAUUUGGUGCUAAACAGGCUCUCCAGGCAGUGUCCACAAAACUCUCCGAUGGUGAUACAUCGGGAAUUUCAGAAUGGGUGUCCAAGGAGUGCGUCAAUGAACUCGCAAAGUCCCUCAGGAGCAUGUCAGUAGCUCAAAGACAUGAGAUUCGAGUCAUCAAAGAGGAUAUCUAUUUUUCCUUCCCCUACCAAGUCGGUAUAAUUUUCGAUGAAAGUUCCAGCAGUAAUGAUACUACUCAAAAGCGUUGGGUUGAGAUUACAAUGAUUUUCCAUGCUCUCAGGGGGCUCCAUGAUAUGCAAGAGCGUGGCGAAACACCACCAAUAAAUUUAGGAGUAAUGCCAGAGUAUAGAGAUAAGAUUUCAAUAUGUAACUACAGAUUCAUAAAGGAGUUCACGAAAGGCAACGAAUCUGACUGGACAAUAAAUAUUGUGAACCACUUCAAACCCAACGAUCUCCUAGAAGAAUGAUCUUCCGGGAGAAUCUUUCAAUUUUCUAGGCACGUGUAAAUAAAAAAACAUAGAAUUUGAAAAACAAAUAUUAUUACAUGGCUAAAAUA
Phlebotomus papatasi is the source of this 900-nucleotide messenger RNA. Its product is annotated as m-AAA protease-interacting protein 1, mitochondrial. Bases 83 to 811 code for a protein of 242 amino acids. Gene Ontology annotation, molecular function: ribosome binding. The transcript has 2 exons. Gene Ontology annotation, cellular component: mitochondrial inner membrane. Gene Ontology annotation, biological process: protein insertion into mitochondrial inner membrane from matrix; inner mitochondrial membrane organization. The record is from RefSeq and is a predicted model, not a curated record. NCBI's taxonomy places the organism in Eukaryota, Metazoa, Arthropoda, Insecta, Diptera, Psychodidae.